Molecule: messenger RNA, 4471 nt
Organism: Scylla paramamosain (green mud crab)
Lineage: Eukaryota; Metazoa; Arthropoda; Malacostraca; Decapoda; Portunidae
Product: putative methyltransferase C9orf114
Exons: 6
Coding region: 166-1257 (363 amino acids)
Source: RefSeq, a predicted model, not a curated record
AACAUUGUAUUCUGCAUCUGUAACGAAGAACGAAGAGCUAUAAUCCGUACCGUAGUUUGCUCAGCUGAGUUUUGUUUACCAUCGCCGCAAGACCUUAGCGGCGGGCCCCCAAGAAUAUUAUCCAUCAACAUCCAUGACAUCGUGUGACUUCAGGAGAUCAACAGAAUGAGUUUUGGUUUCAAGAAUAAGAGGAGGCACUUUGAUAAUGAUGAAGAAUACGGGUGCAGGAGGAACUACCAUGAUGACAGAGAGAAGAGAUCAGGGCCUGGGGGAUGGAAGGCCCCUCGGAGAGAAGCUCAGGGGAAGAAGAAGAAGUGGGAGGGAGAAUUGAUUGAACAGUUUGAAGUUGUGGAGAGCCCAGACAAGCCUCGCAAGUACACGGUGAGCAUAGCUGUGCCAGCAUCCAUCCUUGUGGAGACGUGCAUCAAGGACAGCCUCCGCACCUACGUUGUGGGCCAGAUAGCACGUGCCGCCAACAUAUACUCUGUCGAUGAAAUUGUUGUGUAUGAUGAUAAGUGUUGGAAGAAGGACAUCACCAGUAAAGCUGAAAUUGAAGACUUUAUUGAGAUGAUGCAGGUGUUGCUGGAGUAUCAGGAGUGCCCACAGUAUCUGAGGAAGCACAUGUUCCAGUUUCAUCACCACCUUAAGAAUGUUGGAGUCCUCAAUGCCCUCAACUCCCCACAUCACCUGCGGGUCAACCAGUGGUGUGAAUACAGGGAAGGUGUGGUGCUGGAAAAGAGUAACAAGUCUGUAUCGUACGUGGACAUUGGUCUUAGUACAGAUGUUUCCAUCAACCAAGCCCUGCAACCUGGCCUGAGGGUUACAGUCCAGCUGCCACCUGAGGCGCAGGAGAUGAAGCGGCCAUACGGGAGUGUGGUGUCUCCCAAUGAGCCAAGGGAGAAGGCUGGCUAUUACUGGGGCUACACAGUCCGGGUAGCAAACUCUCUCUCUGAGGUUGUUGCUGGCAGCAGAUUUCCUGAUGGCUAUGACCUCUUGAUUGGAACAUCAGACAAAGGAGAGGAUGUAAGGAAAGUCACCUUCCCAGAGUUCACACAUGCUCUCAUUGUCUUUGGAGGUGUCGAGGGUUUGGAAUCUGCCAUUGAAGCUGACACAGACCUUGAAGCAACAGAACCCAGCCACCUCUUUGACUUCUACGUGAACACCUGCCCUCUGCAGCAGACCCGCACAGUACGCACAGAGGAGGCAGUGCUCAUCUCCCUUUGUCAGCUGCAGGACAAACUAAUUGGUGCACAGUAAGCAUUGGUGAGGCUCCUGUUGGUGUGUCUGAUUUUGUCCGCUGUGGGUUCUUCUCCUUCCCUUAAUAAGGUAUUCUUUGUAUGAAGGCUAAUUCUGAAGUGAACUACACAAUGGGGAUUGUAUUUUAGACCUUAUUCACUAUAAGCAUCAGUGCCUUUAACUCCAGGAUAACUUCUCCAUGUCCAGCCUCUUAGUUUGUAUCAAAUCACCCAUCAUCAGUGUUCCUACUAGGGAUCUAUUUUCUUCCACAUUCAGAGAUAUCUCAUUUUCCCAUUUUGCAUAUUGCUCUUCAUUUCCAAACACAUUCUUAUUCUUCCUUUUUUUUAAUUAAGGCCUGGAAUAUUUGUAACACUUCAGGGCAUUUCCACUUUUUAUCAAAAUUGUUGUAGUGAGCUGGAAUUUUUACAUACUAAGCUAGGUAAUAUCACAAUAUUUGAGGCCAAGUUUGAAGGUGAUGGCAACAGAAUUUUCCUCAUAAUAUAUAUAUUUUUUUAAAUCUGACAUGUUUUGGAACAUUUUUGAUAAUGCUACUUUACUAUUUACAGUUUUAUUUAAUUAAUGAAUUAAUUGAUUGAUUGAUUUUUAUUUUUUGUUUCUCUAGUAAACUUGAUCCCUAUACUAAAUCCUCAUGAGUUUUCAUAGAUGGCUUCAUAAUAUAUAUAUAUAUAUAUAUAUAUAUAUAUAUAUAUAUAUAUAUAUAUAUAUAUAUAUAUAUAUAUAUAUAUAUAUAUAUAUAUUAUUUAUUUAUUUUUUAUGUAGGAAGGACACUGGCCAAGGGCAACAAAAAUCCAAUAAAAAAAUAUGCCCACUGAAAUGCCACUCCCAUGAAAGGGUCAAAGCAGUGGUCAAAAACAAGUGUCUUGAAAUAAGUGUCUUGAAACCUCCCUCUUGAAGGAAUUCAAUUCAUAGGAAGGUGGAAAUACAGAAGCAGGCAGGGAGUUCCAGAGUUUACCAGAGAAAGGGAUGAAUGAUUGAGAAUACUGGUUAACUCUUGCGUUAGAGAGGUGGACAGAAUAGGGGUGAGAGAAAGAAGAAAGUCUUGUGACCCAGCACCAUCAGGGCAGAGUCUAUGUUGCUGGUUGUUCUUCUCGGUGAGAUGAAAGAAACUUGACCAUUUGUUUUUCCUCAUCUCUUCCUCACAGUUGUUCUUUUCUAGACUGCCUUGCCGUGAUAAGAGAAGAGCUUGUCAGAUAUAUGGUCUGUCAGAUUCUUGCUGCCUCCAAGGGCAUUCAUUGUUUUGCCAGCCUUGUUGGUGAUAGUGGUGUAAUGCUGCUGCUUCAGCUGGCAAAGACAAGUCCCCAUGUGUUUGCAGACAUGGCUUACGCACUCCUCCUUUAUGUCAGGGUAAUCAUAAGGACCAGUUCCAUUUUGUAGCCUUGUGACGGCGUUGAAGGCAGAGGAAUCACCGUAACCAAUAAAUGUGACAUAGAGGAAACCCAGCUGUGUUUACCUCUGCUACAUCCUCACAGCUCCCAUCAUAGUUCUUUUGACACUUGUGUUUGGUGCAGUAAUUGCACAGCACCUCGAAGUCCACCACCACCCUGGUGUCAGCUUCAAUGACAAAUCUGAUACCAAUGUGCAACUUGUGGUCUCUUGGUAUCCAGGUCCCAUCAUAUCAGACAUCAGUGUUGAUCACACCAGACACCUCCCUACCCUGCUGCCUGUUGUGGUUCUUGAUGGUCUGGUGUGCUUCCUCUAUGAUCUAGUGGUAGUGUGUGUUCAUUGUGUAAAAUACGUAGUCCACAUAACUGUGGUACAUCUUGCUCAAGAUUGAGGACAUUUGCAGCAUACCUAUAUAGUGGUCGAAUUCUGUAUGUUCCAUGGUUUUUGAUGAGGGUGUGGUAUAUAAUACUGAGACUGACCUCUGUGAACUCUGGCUUGCUAGGUUACGCUGUAGGGACAUGAGUGUGUACGUCACCACAGUUACACUCAAUGACCACACUGCUCUCUAAGCCUCCAUUCGACACCUUUGCGCUGACAUGUGUCCCACAGGUGUUGCAGGCCAGGCGUUGUAAAAUACUUACCAAGUCAACGACUUUCAAAAGCAUAUGCUCUGCUUUCUUGUCCGUAGUGACAGCUCUGGGAAUGACAGUUGGUCAUGUCAACUUGGCAGCUGGUGGUGUAUCACAGCCUAAAGAGCUGCCAGAAACAGGUGGUGGUGUGUCAAGCAAUGGAGCACUGCCAGUAACAGGUGUUGGUGUGUCAGGCAAUGAAGAGCUGUCAGACAGGAGCAGUGAUGGAAGAGAUGGUGGAAUGGGCCAUGGCAGGAGUGACAUGUAUCAGCUAACUCUACUGCUCUUCCUUGUGUUUCUCUCUUUCUUCUUUCCUGACUCUCAUUCAGCUUCUUUAUUCUUUUUUUGCAUAGCAAGUGAUUUCUUUGAAGCCUUCAGCAUCACAGAUAAAGUGAAUGCAAGGUAUUGUAGCAGAAAAAAGCGGAAGUAUAGCGUCCCACUGCUGAUCAACUGUCUUCUGUGAAACUGAAAGCGUUUGUAUUUCUUACAACAUGGCGACUGCUAAGCUCUGCCCACAGAUAUAAGAUCUCAUAUUUUAUGGAAAAAAAAAUGCUUGAAAGAUAUCUAUAUGAGUGAAGGUGGCACGCUUGAGCAUCGACGACCACGGUGCAAGCUGGCGUGGGGUCCAGUAUGGUCAGUUUUUACAGAUAUGAUGAAGUUAUGAGAGUAUCUUGUUUACCGUAGUAUGCCAUAGAUCCUCAGUGAACCAAAAAGCACUAAAACAGAAAACAAAAUUUUUACCCUAAACUAGGGAAAAAAAAAAAAUGUGAAAAUGCCACUCUUAAUUCAUCAUAGAUCUCUAGUUUCUUGCUCUUUAUACACACCUCUCAACUGUGUUUUAGUCUUCUUAUAAUAAUGUUAGGAAGAUUGUGUCUUCUGCCCGAGUUUGUUGCAAAACAUGUCACAACCACAUGCCAGUAUAGCUAGUAAUAAAGUAUAUAUUGUAUUUUGCAUCUUGCAGCUGCAGAUGGUUGUUCACACGCACACACCUUGGACUCCAAACACACACACACACACACACACACACACACACACACACACACACACACACACACACACACACACACACAGAGGACUUAAUAAGCACGAUUCAUUCUUGUAAAAAUAGAGUUAAGUAGAUACGUAUAAAUAGAAGAUGCUUCAUGAGUCCUGUGUUUAUUUUUGUAUUGUUAACAUGUACAAAAUAAAUAGACUUCAUAAAA